This is a messenger RNA of Pocillopora damicornis (cauliflower coral), 1786 nucleotides long. RefSeq lists its product as uncharacterized. The record is from RefSeq and is a predicted model, not a curated record. NCBI's taxonomy places the organism in Eukaryota, Metazoa, Cnidaria, Anthozoa, Scleractinia, Pocilloporidae. Gene Ontology annotation, molecular function: GTPase activity; GTP binding.
UAUGUAGCGCAGAGAACAACAUGGGUACAGCUGGUAGUUGUAGUAGAGGUGAAGUCAUUCAGAACGAAAUACCCACGUUCAAGGUUGUUCUUGUCGGUGACCCUGAAGUUGGAAAAUCCAGUAUAUUUUUACGCUACACAAAAAACCAGUUUGACUACAGUUAUCAGCCCAGUGUCUCUGUGAGUAUUGGAAAUAUUGUCAAGCAUGUCAACGUCCCAUUUGAGACCAUUGUGUCUGUGGCAUUAUGGGACCUUCCUGGGCGAGAGGAAAUGGACUUGCGAAGAAGCUAUUACAAGGAUGUGGAUGCUGCUAUUGUUGUUGUUGACAUGGAUGACAUUGACUCUGUGACUAUGGCUGGAACCUGGAAACAAGACAUUGUAAAUAAUGCCGUAUUUACAGCCAAUAAUGGAAAUAUAAAGGAAAACAUUGCAGAUUCUAAACUGAUACCAAUUCUACUUUUGGGGAACAAGAUGGAUAAGCUCAAAUAUCACAAGACUGAAGAAGAAAGAAAUGAUGAUGAUGAUGAGAUGUCUUACUUAGAAACAGUGCGAGUACUGGAGGGUGUGGCAUUACAACAUGGCUUUGUUGGAAGUGUUACAGUGUCAGCCAAAGAGAGUGAUAACAGUGUACAUGCUGCAAUCCAGUCGCUAAUACGACAUCUGUUGCAACAGAAAAUGAAGAAAAAGAAACUUACUUCAAAGGGUGGGAAACUUAGCAAGAAUGAUCUGGAACUUGAAGAGAAAAACUUUGUAACCAUAAGUCCUUUGGAAAUUUCAGAGAAAAAGGAGUUUAUUCCACUCAUUGUUACCAAAGUGCCUGAGUUUGAUGUGUUCUUUGCUGAGUGUAAUAACCCAAUUGAGACUGUUCAGAACACGAGUACAGGACUACUUGAUGCCAUGAACAAUUUUAAGAGAGCUUGUAGUAGGGCAGGUGUUACUAGCAGUGCAAAGGCAAGUCUUGAAGAGUGUAUAGAUGGACUGAAGCAGUUGAUAAGGACAGAUGAUGAUGAAGAUGCAUUGGAGGCACAUGAAGAUGGAGGGUACAUAAAGUUGUUAGUGAAGAAAGAAGUGAAAGAGCGUGUCAGUGGCCCAGUACAGAGAGUUUUGAACUCAUUCCACUCAGAGGUUGGUGCUGCUUCAAAAAAAGUUUUAGUUCAGUGUCCUGGUGCUUUAAACAGCCUUCGUGAAAAUGAAGAUAAAAUAAAUGAACUAAAAGUUACAGCAUUUGAGCGUGCUACAGCUCGAGGGAUGACACAGAGGAGGGCUAAGGCAGCAGUCUGCAAUAUUGACGCUAACUGCACCAGAAUAGGAGAAGCUGUGGCUACAGCUAUGGAAACCAUGACAGCUGUUGAUAAUGACUAUAAAAAGAUUAAGGCAGCCAUGUUGUGGUAGCUAGGUACCUGCAGUAUUUUUAUUUGUGAGCAUGUUUAUGAGACAGUAACCCAGCAAUGGCUAGCUAUGGGACCACACCCACACUGGAAUUAGAUUAUUCUAGAAGACUCCUUUAUCUUCUAUGAGCAUACCUAUCUGGAAGCUUGAGUUACAAUGACACCCCUUUUGUAACAGGCACCUCACCUUCAUAAACCAAACCCUUUCAGUGGGUCUCUACAACUUAACACUCCUUUGCAUGAACACCUCUCUCAGGACACCUGUUCUGGCUAGGGCUUGAUUUCCAUUGCUCUGUCUCGGCUGGUCUUCAAGUAGAGGAUAAAUAUUAGUUCGUUUUCCAAAUUGGAAAGAGUUGAUUACAUAACUAUUUAAUAAAAUAAAUCUAAUGUCUAGCAACC